Molecule: messenger RNA, 348 nt
Organism: Schizosaccharomyces osmophilus
Lineage: Eukaryota; Fungi; Ascomycota; Schizosaccharomycetes; Schizosaccharomycetales; Schizosaccharomycetaceae
Gene: smd2
Product: Sm snRNP core protein Smd2
Exons: 4
Coding region: 1-348 (115 amino acids)
Biological process (GO): RNA splicing; spliceosomal snRNP assembly
Cellular component (GO): U4/U6 x U5 tri-snRNP complex; precatalytic spliceosome; U2 snRNP
Molecular function (GO): RNA binding
Source: RefSeq, a predicted model, not a curated record
AUGGCAGAUCUCGUCAAUCGACCUCGGAGUGAGCUCACUGAAUUAGAACUCACUCGCCUUGAGGAAUACGAGUUCACCGCUGGACCUUUGAGCGUUUUGCAACAGGCCGUCAAAAACCAUGAUCAAGUCUUAAUCAACUGUCGCAAUAAUAAAAAGCUUCUGGCCAGAGUAAAGGCUUUUGACCGUCAUUCCAAUCUUGUUUUAGAAAAUGUCAAAGAGAUGUGGACCGAGCGUAAACGAAAUGCCUCUGGAAAAAAGGGGAAAGCCGUCAAUAAAGAUCGCUUUAUAAGUAAAAUGUUUCUGCGUGGGGACGGCGUUGUCCUUGUCGUACGCGUCCCUUCUGCCUAA